GGAAGAGCUGGGCAGAGGUACGUGUAGGUUGAAGUCUGAAUGGCGAGGGCGAGGGUGAGAGCGGUGGCGGAGUGGCCCUGCGGGUAGCCACCAUGACGAAAUUAGCACAGUGGCUUUGGGCACUGGCGCUCCUGGGCUCCGCCUGGGCGGCCUUGACCAUGGGGGCCCUGGGCCUGGAUUUGCCUUCGCCAUGCCGGGAGGUCCUGUGGCCACUGCCUGCCUACUUGCUGGUGUCUGCCGGCUGCUUUGCCCUGGGCACUGUGGGCUACCGCGUGGCCACUUUUCACGACUGCGAGGACGCCGCCCGCGAGCUGCAGAGCCAGAUCCAGGAAGCCAGAGCUGACUUAUCCCGCAGGGGGAUGCGCUUCUGAUACCCGAACCCCAUUUCCGCUUGGACAGCCCCUCCCUCCCAUCCCCCAUUAAAGAACAAGUUUACUUUCUAA
Messenger RNA from Molossus molossus (Pallas's mastiff bat), 443 nucleotides. It is a transcript of the gene DPM3, whose product is annotated as dolichyl-phosphate mannosyltransferase subunit 3, regulatory. Gene Ontology annotation, cellular component: dolichol-phosphate-mannose synthase complex; endoplasmic reticulum membrane. The record is from RefSeq and is a predicted model, not a curated record. Bases 93 to 371 code for a protein of 92 amino acids. The transcript has 2 exons. NCBI's taxonomy places the organism in Eukaryota, Metazoa, Chordata, Mammalia, Chiroptera, Molossidae. Gene Ontology annotation, biological process: GPI anchor biosynthetic process.